Coniosporium apollinis CBS 100218 is the source of this 1293-nucleotide messenger RNA. RefSeq lists its product as uncharacterized. NCBI's taxonomy places the organism in Eukaryota, Fungi, Ascomycota, Dothideomycetes. The transcript has 3 exons. Gene Ontology annotation, molecular function: protein binding. The record is from RefSeq and is a predicted model, not a curated record. The coding region runs from base 1 to 1293 and encodes 430 amino acids.
AUGCUGCCAUACGAGUACUCCAAGCUUAACGCAGAUGCGCAAGAGAUUCGGCUUGUCACGUUGUUACCUGGUGAGUUCAGCGAAGACAUUCGAUUUGUGAUCUCCCAUACUCCGUUGAUUAUGCCGGACGAGCGUCCGUCGCAAAGAAUGUCUCUGGACGACUUGCACGAGACACUACCACCCGACUGGACAGCCUAUGAGACUCUUGAAGGACGUUUCAUCUUUUAUCAAGACGAAAGUGACGGUACCACGUGGACACAUCCCGACCCGAGCUUCAAUGACGCUCUCUACGAGCCUCGCCCGGAGCUUCCAUAUCCGGGCUUCCAACCUGUGUACGAGGCUUUAUCUUACACUUGGGGUUCGACCGAUAAUCGGGAAACGGCUUAUGUGGAGAGUUCUGCCAGUCUGUCCCCGUCGAGCGGCCCUAUAACUGCAACAAUCCAGAUCGGGCAGAACCUUGCUUCAGCAUUGCGACACCUGCGGUACCAGGCCGAGGCCCGAGUAUUGUGGAUCGAUGCUAUGUGCAUCAAUCAAGAGGAUAUUGCAGAACGUAAUGAGCAGGUUCAGCGCAUGGCAACCAUCUACAGGUUGGCCUAUCGAGUUGUGGUUUGGCUCGGACCCGAAACAGGCAACAGCAAACUCGCAAUUUCAACACUGCGAUACCUUGGAGCACAGAUGGUGGAUCGCUUCCCAGAUGGUAUAGACGAGACGCUGCAGGAGGCGAGAGAGUUCUUCCUUACGAAGAUAUCUGCCUCCAGAGGUCCCAUCGAUUUAAGUUCCAUCAAUGACCAGCACCAUUAUGACUGGGUCAGGAAACGGACCCUUGUAACGACGGAGGAGGGAUACAUUGGAUUAGGCCUAGCAGGGGCACAGCCAGGGGAUUGUGUAUGCGUUUUCCCAGGUUGCAACACUCCAAUGCUGCUGCGGUUGGGGUCCUCCGAACAGUACCAAGUCGUCGGUGAAUGCUACAUCCAUGGUCUUAUGGAUUCGGAGAGCCUUCUUGGUCGCUUGCCGAAUCCCUGGAGAGUACGACUUGGUUGGGAGUCUGGUGGCAUCUACCUUGGACGCUACUACAAUUCCUCCACCGGCGUUCUUACCGAAGAAGAUCCACGAUUGGAUUCCCUGCCUGUAGAAUGGGAACGGGUUCAAGCUGACAGAACACCCGACGAUCCGCUUGUGUUUGCACUGUUCAGAAACAAGGUUACGGGAGAAGUGAUGAAUUCAGAUCCACGACUGCUUCCAGAGGCUUUGAAGGAGCGCGGAGUAGAUCUGAAGACGUUCCAGCUUAUCUAG